UUAGGUCAAAUCCGCCCUUAAUGCCAUAGUCCCAUGCACCUAAUACGUGACAAACUGAAUCACUUUUCUUCGUUUUCACUCUCCAAACCUCUUCUAACAAAGCCAAACCCACCUCCCAAAACACUCCAUUUUCGUCUCUCCACCUUCAAAAUUCAUCCAUGGCAAUUCAAUCUUCCACUUUACGGGUUCAAAAUCUGGCCAAAAAGGUCAAAAUUCUCAUUUUUCUUGCCCUUUUUGUAUCCCAAGUCAACGUUUUGUCUGCAAGAACGCUAGAGGAAUCCUCCACAGGUGGUGAUCAAGGCAUAAAGUGCGCGCCGGCGUGCACACAAAGCCCUCCUCCACCGUCGCCUCCGCCUCCAUGUCCACCGCCACCAGCGCUGCCGCCACCUCCUCCGCCCACGCCGAAGAUGCCUCCGACGCAGUACUGCCCACCGCCACCGUGCUCCCCAACGCCACCUUCGAUCAUUUACGUCACCGGUCCACCCGGGAACCUUUACCCCCUUGAAAAUUAUUUCAGCGGCGGCCCAAAAACCUCCACCGCCGCAAGUUUGCCUAUUUUGAUCGGCUCUGGGUUGCUUCUUCUCUUGGCCUUUUGGUGAGCCUCCAAGGAGCCAGGUUAUACAGAAGAUAACUUGGUAAUUAUAAUUUACUUCUUGUAUUUUAAUUUUUGAAUAAAUUUUCUUCUCUUUUAUCUUUGGAUUUUGGAAUCAGUUGUUCAAUCAAAUAACAAACUUUUACCACAAA
This is a messenger RNA of Mangifera indica (mango), 744 nucleotides long. RefSeq names its product leucine-rich repeat extensin-like protein 6. Lineage: Eukaryota; Viridiplantae; Streptophyta; Magnoliopsida; Sapindales; Anacardiaceae. Bases 159 to 599 code for a protein of 146 amino acids. The record is from RefSeq and is a predicted model, not a curated record. The transcript has a single exon.